UUUUGAAGGUUCUUGGCUCCUCCCCCUCGUUCCAGCAGAAGAAUGGUCCCUCUGUACACAAUAAGGACUCGUUCUUCCACCUAACCAGCGGAGGAAUGGAGCAGAAUAACACUGUCGACGACAGUGAUUUCCAGCGGAACCUUAUCAUUGUCCUUUCCAGUCCUCUUUCUGCCUUCAUCAUCAUCUCCAACCUCUUCAUCAUCUUUGGGAUUGUCUUCAAUCGUAAAUUACACAACACGACCAACUACUUCUUCCUUAGUUUGUUAUUUGCAGACUUCUUCACCGGCGUCGCACUACCGUGCGUCCCCCGAAUGAGAUUCAACAAGGAGUUGCGUUAUUUCCCUUGUAUGUUUGUCUUCAUUUCCCCCAACUUCUUCUUCCUGUCUUUCUUGGCCAACCUGUUGAUGGUUCACUAUGAGAAGUACCUGUGUAUCAUCUACCCUUUGCACUAUCGCAGUAUAUGGGUCCACCGUUGCGUUCCAUUCUCUUUGGUCUUGGUGUGGAUAUUACCGCUGGCCUUUGCCUGCUUGCCCAUGAUGGGUUGGAAUCAUUGGAACGAAACCAGCACCUGUUCCUACAACUACGUCUUCACGAACGCCUACAUUUACGUGGAAACCUACGGCGUUGUUAUCCCGUCUAUUCUGGCAAUGACGUUCAUCACCGUCAAACUACUUUCCGUGGCCAGGAAACAGUUGAAGGAUAUUAAGAAGCUCCACCGCUCUGUUCAGAGAGGAGCAGCCACAGAGCUGGAGCACCAGAUGGACAUGAGGUACGCCAAGUGCAUCGCCAUCGUCUCCUUGACUUUCUUGGUGUGUUGGGUCCCUUACAUCGCUUUCCUCCAAGUCUCGGUCUUGGCUAUGGAGAAAUAUGUCAUCAGCUGGUGGAUUAUGCUCACGCUCACCUGUGUCGGAAGUGGCAGUGCCGCUAUAAUCCCCAUCAUCCUUGGUCUCAGCCAUCACCAGUACACAGAACUUUGGAGGAACAUUUUCAGGACGUACUGCAGCGCGUGCUGCCAGCGCCAAAAAACGCCGUCCGGUCUCCAUGACAUGACGACCAAAGACGAGACGCUGGAGGAUGGUCUGACCGCUGUCAAGUAAAGUCUUUAUGCAAACUUGAACUCAAACGGUUUCUUGAGAACGUUGCCUGAUGAAGCCCCACUUCUUGUA
Spea bombifrons (plains spadefoot toad) is the source of this 1166-nucleotide messenger RNA. RefSeq names its product G protein-coupled bile acid receptor 1 (gene GPBAR1). Gene Ontology annotation, molecular function: G protein-coupled bile acid receptor activity. Gene Ontology annotation, cellular component: membrane. Gene Ontology annotation, biological process: G protein-coupled receptor signaling pathway. NCBI's taxonomy places the organism in Eukaryota, Metazoa, Chordata, Amphibia, Anura, Pelobatidae. The record is from RefSeq and is a predicted model, not a curated record. The transcript has a single exon. Bases 96 to 1097 code for a protein of 333 amino acids.